AAUCUUAAAGGGAAAUCAGAUUAAGAAUAAAAACUACUGUCCCUGAGGGGAUUUGCCUGUCUUGAUACAUGUAUGCCUCCUCAGCCGCAGAGAAACUAGUGAAAAGGGAAGACUGUGUGGAAUGAAGGAAAAGAGGAGGAGAUAAAUAGGAGCAGAGAGAGACUGGCUGGGGGUAAAAAAACAACAGGAAACCAACCGAUUCUAAUGCUGUUUCUGCAAAUCCUUCAGAGAUAAAGCAGCGGACUGCCACGUCCCAGCCAAGCAGCAGUCACACCAUGUCUUUUCUCUGAUCAUCACUUGAAAUAAUGUCAAUCUAAAGGACUUAAAGCUUAGAAGGUGACGUUACUUCUGCUCUCAGCCUCCAACAGUGUGGUUAGUCAGAAUGUGAGCGGAUGCAGAGUUUUUGGGAGCUGAUUGCUGGGAUUUCUAUGCGGCUGCUUUUUGACCUACAAACCCAACCUUUUUCUCGGGGUCAUAUGGAUCGAUCGCUGUGCUUUCAAGGAUCUUUUUGUUUUCAUCAUCUGGACUACUAACUGGAGCCACAUGAAGAAUAAAGGGACUAAGCAGAAGUCCAAGAAGAAAGGAAGUGAGAAUGCGUUCGGCUGUGACCUGACAGAACAUCUCCAGAAUUCAGGACAAGAUGUUCCUCAGGUUCUGAAGAAAUGUGCAGAGUUUAUUGAGGAGUAUGGGAUUGUGGACGGGAUCUACAGACUGUCAGGGGUCACCUCAAACAUCCAGCGUCUCAGGCAGGAAUUCUGCUCCGAGGCGUGCCCUGACCUUACAAAGGAAGUGUACCUCCAGGACAUCCACUGUGUGGGUUCCUUAUGUAAGCUGUACUUCAGGGAGCUACCCAAUCCUCUGCUCACAUAUGAGCUAUACAGCAAAUUCACUGAAGUGGUCUCAGUCCAGGGGGAUCAUGAGAGACUUUUAUACAUUCAGAAGGUCAUCAAAGAACUGCCGACCUCUCACUUCAGGACUCUGGAGUACCUCACUAAGCACUUGGCCCACCUCGCCACCUUAAGCACUCAGACAAACAUGCAUACACGUAACCUGGCCCUGGUGUGGGCUCCAAAUCUGUUAAGAUCUAAAAACAUUGAAGCUUCUUCUGGUAACGGAGACAUGGCUUUCCAGGAGGUGCGGAUACAGCAGUCAGUAAUUGAGUUUAUCCUAAACCACACAGACCAGAUCUUCAGCAGUGGUUCACUGCAACUCAAACCCAAAGAAGGGCCGACUUUGAUGUGUGGGGAGAAGUACGCCACACUACCGAUCAGUGGCCAGUGUGGGCCGAUGAAACUCAUGAGCCUGGAAGAAGCUCAGGCCCGCUCCCUGAGUCCAAACCAUCCCGUGCACAGAGAACGUCAACGAGAAAACAGUCUUCCUGACACCAGCACUGCCACGCUCUACCACACCGUCAUAGACAUAUCAGACAGCAAGAGAAAGUUUUCUGGGAAAUCGAAGAAGUGGAAGUCCAUCUUCAACCUGGGAAGGUCUGUGGACUCGAAGGGAAAACUGAGCCGAAACGGUAGUGUGUUCAUAAGAGCACAGGGGAUGACAGAAAAGGCAGCUCUACGUCCGUCCAGGAGCAUGGAGUCCUUGUGCUCCUUACCAACAGAUGAUGACAGAACAGGAAACAAUAGUCCAGGUGGUGGACCCGGCAGCAUUUUUGUUCCAGAUGUGAAAUCCAGAACACUGGGAUCUGACUCGCUCUAUGACCUGAGUGAACGCGACCAAAACUGGGAGUUUAAAGGGAAGAAAGCCGGCGGGGCAACAGGUGGCUGGAGCUCUAGCAUGAACCAAAAGGGGUCACCAGGUGCUUCUGCGCCCCCUCAAAAAACACUUCCAGAGCAACUGAAGGUGUUCAAAGGGGAUGACCUCAGCGGCUACAAGCCCACGUCUCCGAAAAACAGGAGGAUGUUGUACUCGGGCUCCACCCAUAACAGCUCAUCUCGGCCCUCCUUCCCAGGAAGCUUCUUCCCGCUGGAGUCCUCGCCGAGGCAUCAGCGGCGAGCUGUCAACAUAUCUGAGCCUUUUGCUGUGUCUGUACCCCUGCGUGUGUCAGCUGUUAUCAGCUCUAACAGCACGCCAUGCAGGGGGCACGCCAAGGACAAAGCAGCUGCUCUGAAACCCUGCAAAGAAACCUCAGAGCAGAGCAGCAACAGUGGAAAGAGCAAAACUUUCCCCCAACUGGAACCAAAGAAGCAGGAAGGAAAGGAGAAGAAAAAUACAGAGGAGCCGACCUCUAGAGUACCGCCAGAGGAUACAAGCAAGGAAGUGGUACCAGAAGGUCAAGGAGGGAUGAGUGCUUCUGAACUGGAACAGCCCUGCCUUGCAAAUGCAAGAGAAGGCAAAGAUGCAGCGCCAUCUCCUGGGAAAGAACUGCACAAGCAUCCCUUAGCAAUACAACUGGACAAGGGAUGUUCUACUGGGAAAGAGCUGUGGUCCGACCUCCACCAAGAACUGAAGAUAACUGAACCUGAAACUGACCUGCUGGAUGAGACAGUUAAACCAGUUUUCAGUUCCAGGAGCACUUGUGAGGGCACAAAGUUAACGAUGGAUGUUAAGUCAAAGAGAAGCCGCAGCUCUCCGUCUCUGUCCUUGUUAUGUAGGGAGCAGUUUUCAAAUACCUCUCUGAGUGAUCAUUUAAUCGCCACUGGAUCAGACUGUGCAAAGAAACAACAGUCAGAGUCAGACAUCUUAUUUUCUCUUCACAAAAACUUUGAUGUGAUUGUUGGUGGAAGCCCAGAAUAUUCCCGGCCUGCUGAUACGGUGGACGAGAAAGAGAAGAAAGUGCAUCAAGAAAUCACACCCUUAAACAAAGAUGAGCCAGCUUUCAAGCAGUGCCACCUUGCUUUGAAGGAAACGUGUUUAGAUAAAGUUAUGAUUCCUUUGACAACAGAGGAUGCUCCAAUAGUCGGAGGCUUCUCAGGAGCAAAUGAUACAGAUAAGUCACAAAAACAUGAAAUCCCUCGAGAAGACAAACACAUCUCCUGUCAUGGAGCAAAGAGUGUGAUUCCUGGGUUGGAAGUUAUUCAGAGGCUUUCAGUGUGUUUGGAGGAGAGACGUCGCGCCUUGGAGCUUCCAAACCUUGACGAUGAUGAAGGAUGUGGAGGAAACUCAGAGGAGCUGGACCUGGUGGAGCCCUGGGAGGAUCUUAGCUCCACCAAACAGUGGGUUACCAGUCCACUCCACUCACCCGACGUGGAGGAGUUGUUGAACCAGCUGUCGCCCUUCAGCACUCGUGGGGAAACUUUGAGCUCAGAGGAGGGAAAGAUUUCAUCUCAGUCGGUUGAUAGUAACAAACAGCCUGCCGUUAAGAGCACUGAACGCUUCUCAGGAAACCCUCCUCAAACAUCCAGCUGCAAACCAGAAACUAAAUGGAUGUAUUUGCCGUCAGUACCUACACGGGUCAGUGUGAACAGCCACAACGCAGCACAAUCUCACAUAGGAAAAUGCAGCACUGCAAAACAGAAGAAUACAGUGUCAUCUCAUAGGUUUUACAGACAGAUGUCUUACGAGGCAGCUGCUCCAGAGAAAAGAGAGGAAAAGUGCUUUUCUAAGCACAGACCAUAUUCACUGAAUUUAGACCUGGGGCCUAGAUGCAUCAGAGACAUUUCUAAUCAACAAAACCGUAAUUCGUCAGAGUUUUCAUCUAGUCAGAGAGGAUUACUAACAUCGACUGGGGCUGUAAACAAUGGGUUGCCCUCAGAGUUGGAGCUGUUUCUGAACGAUCGGCAGGCGCCUCUACGCCGAAAUUCAGCUCCAGUCAGUGUGUCAUCGGUGCGAACAGCCUUCAUGAUAAAAACGUGCCAGGCCAAAGCUGUGCCGGUCAUCCCUCCGAAGGUGCAGUACAGUCAGAUACCUCACUCCAGACACGAGAAUGAUUUUGAUGCAUUGAAGGAACAAGAAAAGGAACAUCCUAAAAUGAGCACGGAGAAAAGCAACGCUGUGCCUCAGGUGAUGUCAGAUCUAAAGGAGGAGCUGGAGAAUAAAGAGCCUGCCCCCAAACACCAGAAACACCCAAAUGUUGAGAAAUCUGCUGAGUCCAUGAAGACCACAUCUACUCCAGAACUGCCGGUCAUAACAAGGAGACACGCUCCCAGUCUGGAAGUGUUUGUAGACUGUCCCAGACCUAACAGAGGGAACGUUUUACAAAGACCAUCCUUUAGGAACAGGCAGAGACCUCAGAGUCUCAUCCUGCUCAGUCCUCCUUUUCCCAUCAUGGACUACCCACCAUCAGGGGACGAUGGCAAGCUCCUUUCAUCCAUCAAGAGCCUGAAUGAAACGUCAGCGGUGAACGUCUUUUCUAAAGAGAUGGGGGAGAACUUCAGGACGUCGGAGGGGAUCACUCUUCAAAACAAAAUGACUAUUCCAAAAAGUGGACAGAGACUGGAAACGUCAACGAGCUGCUUCUACCAGCCACAGAGGAGGUCCAUGAUAUUUGACAGCAGGAGCCACAGGCAGAUUGAGUGACCAGCGGUGCAGUCAGUGAUUGUGAGACUGAGUGUCUGUAAAUAGAUGCAGUUUAUGAGGAAACCUAUUGUUGAAACUGAAAGGAAGGUGAUAUGACAACCUGUUGCAAAUCACAUGGUUUUGUUUGCAAUGAUUUAAGUGAUUCUUGAGGGAUGAAGUUAUAGUAAAAAUUCUUUCUACUUUUGCAAAAGUCAUUAAGUAUUUGAGAAAGAUUUGGGGAAACCGUGGUGAAUGUGAAAGCCAUUUAAGCAACUGAUGAUUUUUGCCAGUAUCCAUUAAUCUGCUGAUUGUUUUCUUGAUUAGUAGAUUAAUUCUUUCAUGUUCAUGUCAAGUUACAGUACAUUUGAGAUAUGGAAAUCAAAGUCUACCCUGUCACUCGCAGGAUGUGGUACUACACAGUCAUAGUGCAUCACUGCCAGAUCUUCUCAAAAGAUUUAGAGAUUUAACAAACUAACUGCUGCCAUAGGUCUCGGAAGAAAUGCCACCAGACUUUAUACUGCACAUUCAGGAAGAUGGGGCAGGAAACCUAAUUUUUGACCUUGGACACAGCAGCUUGACAAAAACAAGAAAGAAAGAACAGAUCUUGAACUCAACCUGCUAGCUUUUCCAGAGGUUUCAAUCAGUGGUGGAAGACGUACUCAUAUAUUUAAGAAAACGUGCCAAUACGAUACUGUAAAAAUACUCCAUUACAAGUAAAAGUACAUACAUAUCAUCUGAAAAUUGUACUGUGAAACGUUGCCUGUGACUGACAUAAUAAUGGUCGAGUAAAACUACUCAGUCACUUUCCGCCACUGGUUUCAACGAUAUCUCACAUUUCUUUUCCUCAGUGGACGGAGGUUGCUCAUUCGUCAGGUUCCAUUCACUGAGGAAGACUAACACACAGUUGAAAUGUCCAGAAAAAGCCAGAAGUGUGAGCUUAAAGGUUUAAAUUUAGGCUUUAAAUUAAUCCUAAAUUUGUGUUCAUAAAGAUUUGUUGUUUAAACAUGCACCUUUCUCUUUCUUGUUUUGUAUCAUUUUAUGUUGCUCUUAUCGACAGCCAAAGUUUAUACUGUAUUUGAUUUUAACCUCUUCACAUAAAAUUUCACAUCUGAAUCUUUAAAUAUAUCAGAAGCUUGAAUUUAUCCCUGGACUUUGAGGACUCUGAAUACAGGAAGUGUACAGUUUAAGUUAGCAAAACUUAAUUUAACGCUAAACUGAAGAACUGAAGAUAAACUGUUAAACGGUUUAACAGCCAUGCAUUUGAUCAUGAAGAUGUGUUUAUUUGUCCCAAUUACUAAAGUAAACUUGAUACCUAUGAUGCAUUAUACUGUAUGUAGCUGUUGGCUCUGUGAUAAGCUGAUGUCAAUGUAUUUUUUAUAUAUACAUUACAUAUUUAAAAGGAAAUUCCUCUUUCUGAUUUAAAUAUAUCAGAAGUUUAAUUAAUAGUAUUUACCCACAGAAGGACUUUAAUGUGUAUCUUUAUUUUCUGUAAUUACUUUGUAUUUUAUGGAAGUUUGAGAGAGAGAGAGAGAGAAAGAAACGAUGUUGUCAAAGGAGCUGCUCUCGUUGUAGAGGCUGACUUUGUGCACACUGACUGUUCUCAAUGUGUUUGGACCUCGAUGGUGCUUUGAGUCAAAGUCAGACGAUGGCAUCUACAGGUUUUGUGUCUUUUCUUUGCAUCUGAUAUAAUUACCUUUUGUGUUAUUUUUUGGGUGAGCACCCAUGUGCGUAACAUAGUCUGGACAUUAACGGAGGUUACAGUAUUUUUUUAAAGGUGAUUUGGAUGUUGUUGAAGUUGCAGUGUGUUUUAUGCUGUAGUUUUGAUGGAUUGGAUGAAUGAUUACACUGUUAAUCAAAAAAACAGUUUGGAUGUUAAUGGUGAUUUCCAUGUUUUUGUUUUGUUUUUUUUUAAAUCUGUUUUGUAACUUUUGUACACUUGUCUAUAGUGCAAAUUAUUGUGUAUUCUGGGGAAAAACACAAAUUGAGAAUUGUGAGACAAGCUUUUUGCCUCAGUUGUCUGAUGAUGGUAAUGUACAUAAGACACUUGAGUUUUGUUACAACAAAAAGUUAUGAGAAUAAAAAUUUAUGAAAGUC
Molecule: messenger RNA, 6543 nt
Organism: Toxotes jaculatrix (banded archerfish)
Lineage: Eukaryota; Metazoa; Chordata; Actinopteri; Toxotidae
Gene: arhgap31
Product: Rho GTPase activating protein 31
Exons: 12
Coding region: 544-4470 (1308 amino acids)
Biological process (GO): small GTPase-mediated signal transduction
Molecular function (GO): GTPase activator activity
Source: RefSeq, a predicted model, not a curated record